AUGGCCGGUGUCGCAAAGAUUCUCGACGGACAUGUUUUGGAUAAAUCCGAUAAAGAAGUCGAUCUUAAUGAUGAAAAAUACAAAGGAAAAGUCAUUGGUCUGUACUUCAGUGCUCAUUGGUGUCCACCAUGUCGUAAAUUUACUCCAAAAUUAAUCGAAUUUUAUGAAAAAUAUCAUGAAGAGAAGAAAUUUGAAAUUAUUUUCGUAAGUUCUGAUAAUGAUGAAGAAGCAUUUGAUGAAUAUUACAAAGAAAUGCCUUGGUUAAAAUAUGAUUUUAAUGAACAAGACAAGAAAGAUAAAAUAGAUGAAAAAUAUGAAGUAGAUGGAAUACCAAGACUGGUUUUAUUAGAUGGAGAUACAGGAGAUGUGAUUUGUGACGAUGCGAAAAAGAAAAUUGGAGAUACGGAUAAAGAUGGAGAGAAAUUUCCAUGGAAAGCAGAAGAAAAAUAA
Molecule: messenger RNA, 450 nt
Organism: Adineta steineri
Lineage: Eukaryota; Metazoa; Rotifera; Eurotatoria; Adinetida; Adinetidae
Source: the annotation of a GenBank genome assembly